CGAGUUUCGAGCCUUCGCCCUUAUAUCAACCCUCUCCUCGCCACUCGAACAGCCGCCGCACGAUGUCGAGGUAACCAAGCGGUUCCUGGCACGACUUCGUUUACAUUCACCAUGGCGUCCAAACCGGACACCGAUGUCACUUUGAAGGGUCAAAAUCAUGAUCGGAUAGAGGCGUACGGUCUCAUCCCUGAAGAUGGUCGUGAGGAUAUGGAUGUCGAGCCUUCUAUGAUGCAAAAGAUGCUUUCAGCGACGUCUGGAAGUAUUCUCACCUCUUUGUUGGUCACACCGCUCGACGUUGUCCGUGUUCGACUUCAGUCACAGUCACACCCUCAACUUUCUCCAGCGCUAUCUCGAUCUCCGCCGACGUUCAUAAAUCUGCCUCCGAACUUAGGAAUAUCGACUUGUUGCCGUGAGGUCUUCUGGAUGAAUAAUAACGCAUCAUUUUGCAUCGCUUCGGCCCCGAGCAUGUCUGUCAUUACCACUACGGCAUCGACAAAGCAAAGACCCUCCAAUUUGAUAAACUGUGCUGCUGAAGAGGCACAGGCUAGAAGAUUCACGAGUACAUGGGAUGGGCUGAAGAAGAUUGCUCGCAAUGAAGGAGUCACUACACUCUGGCGGGGACUAAGUCCAACCCUGGUGAUGGCGAUACCGGCGAAUGUCAUCUAUUUUGCAGGGUACGACUGGCUGAGGUGGAACCAGUCGAGCCCUUUUCGAAGAAUUCAAAUGAACGACGAUCAUAUUCCUCUUGUGGCUGGUUCUGCCGCUCGUGUACUCGCUGCGUUUGCAGUGAGUCCCAUUGAAAUGUUUAGAACGAGAAUGCAAGCAGCGAGCACUGAAAAAAAGUCGAGCCAUGUGUUCAGGGAGACCAUGAUGGGCAUGCGCAACAUGAUUGCCAAUCGAGGUUUUCGAAGCAUGUGGACGGGUCUGAGCCUCACGCUUUGGCGUGACGUACCUUUUAGCGCAAUAUACUGGUGGGGCUACGAGUAUGUUCGAAAUGCUCUCAUCGACUUCAGAGAAGGGAGAAGGGGUCGCGAGCGAAUAGCACAUCAUCAGAACGCUAUUGAAAUGCGUUCCAAAUCACGAAGCCAGGAAAAUCACGCGAACACUCUUGUUGACUCCUUUAUUGCCGGUGCUAGUUCAGGAGCAGUGGCAGCUUUUGUCACCACGCCGUUUGAUGUUGGAAAGACCAGACAACAAGUGGUACGGCAUGCCAAAUUAAGCGGCUCGGAACAGGCCAGGAAACUUCCUGAAGAGCAGCGGAUGAUCAAAUUUUUGUGGACAAUAUUCAAGGAGCAAGGGUGGAAUGGCUUGUUCAGAGGGUGGGCUGCUCGAUGCCUCAAGAUUGCGCCAGCUUGUGCCAUUAUGAUCAGUAGCUACGAGCUUGGGAAAAAGAUGGCAACUACUUACGACGGUCGGCUAGAGCGACAGAGGAACGCAUAAAUCAUUUUCACUUUCUCUUUCUUUUAUUGAUGGAAGAUAUACCCUUAAGACUUGCUCAAGGUCCUGAAUUCUGUAUAUAUUGUGGCUAACCUUGUGUUGAAGGCAAUCGGGUUGUAACAUAGAGAUUUCAUUUUGCCGUUGAAGACUUUUUUGGGUGUGCAGGAUGUCACUACUGUCUUGAUGUACGACACAAAUAUCACGAACCCCUCUCACUACAUA
Molecule: messenger RNA, 1659 nt
Organism: Verruconis gallopava
Lineage: Eukaryota; Fungi; Ascomycota; Dothideomycetes; Venturiales; Sympoventuriaceae
Exons: 1
Coding region: 112-1440 (442 amino acids)
Biological process (GO): mitochondrial transmembrane transport
Source: RefSeq, a predicted model, not a curated record